AUGGACAAGCUGCACGUAGGCGUGAUUGGUGCUGGCCUAGCCGGCCUGAGAUGUGCAGAUGUUUUGCUCCAGAAAGGCCUUCGAGUGACCAUUCUUGAGGCCCGCGACAGGAUUGGUGGCCGCGUCUGCCAAACCGAUAUUGGCGGCGUUCCCGUGGACCUAGGCCCGAACUGGAUUCAUGGAACGGAAGACAACCCCAUAGUUGGCCUGAGCAAACGCUCCAGUACGGUCACGCAUUCAUGGGAUGGCAUGCAGGCAAUCAUUGGUUCUUCAGGGCAACCGGUAGAUCCAAUAACUGCUGCCAAAUUAUCCGAAUUCAUGUGGACUACUGUAGAUAAAGCUCUCGCAUACAGUCAGCACCACGGCGCUACAAUACCUGUCGAUCUCAGUCUUUUCGAUUACUUUCGAGAAGAGCUGGAGAAGACUUCAUUUACGAAAUCAGAACAGGAAACAUGUCUUGAACUAUCAAAACUAUGGGGAUCAUAUAUUGGUUCACCUGUUGAUAGACAGAGCCUGAAAUUCUUUUUUCUUGAAGAGUGUCUUGAAGGGACUAAUCUAUUUGUGGCUUCGACGUAUAAAAACAUCCUGCAAUCCGUUGCCCAACCCGUAUUGAACAACGCUGACAUUCACUUGAAUGAGCCAGUGGUAUCAAUAGAAGCAGAGCCUCAUAAACCUGAUUCUCGACAUCGUGUCAUAGUUUCUGUUGCCUCUGGGAAGAAAUACGAUUUUGAUGAAGUUGUUGCGACUUUCCCUCUAGGUUGGCUAAAGCGGAAUAUGUCUGCUUUCACACCCGCUCUUCCAAAGCGGCUGUCGACGGCUAUUGACAAUAUAUCGUAUGGCCAAUUGGAGAAAGUAUAUGUUCGUUUCCCAAAAGCUUUCUGGCAUAUAAAUGCAGACAGCACAGGCAAAAUAAUUGAGGGCGAGAGCUCUGAGACGGAAUCCAUCCCUGCCUUUACGCAGUUUCUACAUCCUUCAUAUGUUAACCACCCCCCUACCCCAUUUUGGAACCAAGAAUGUCUUUCUCUUGCCUCUCUCCCAGAGUCAUGCGCUCACCCAACGCUAUUAUUCUAUCUUUAUGGGCCCUGUGCAGCCCAUAUUGUCAAUCAACUAUCCGCCGUCCCUCGGGUAUCAAAAGAAUAUAAUACCGUUCUUGAAGAAUUUCUUAAACCUUAUUAUUCUCGCCUUCCAGGAUAUGAUAUCGCAUCGCCCUCUUGUAAACCCCUUGAAUUUCUUGCAACAGACUGGCAGCUAGAUCCGUGGGCCGGAAAUGGAAGUUACUCGAAUUUUCAAGUGGGAUUGCAGGAGGGUGACAAAGACAUUGAAACUAUGAGAGAAGGUGUUGGCAAUGAGAGAGGAUUGUGGUUUGCUGGUGAACACACGGCACCUUUUGUGGCCUUAGGCACUACAGCUGGAGCUUACUGGAGCGGAGAGCUGGUCGCAGAAAAGGUAUAUGGGGCUUUGAGGCGAGAUGCACGCCAAGAGAACAAGAGCUAA
Molecule: messenger RNA, 1494 nt
Organism: Ophidiomyces ophidiicola
Lineage: Eukaryota; Fungi; Ascomycota; Eurotiomycetes; Onygenales; Onygenaceae
Exons: 4
Coding region: 1-1494 (497 amino acids)
Molecular function (GO): oxidoreductase activity
Source: RefSeq, a predicted model, not a curated record